UACGGUGGAGAUACCGCAACUGGCAGUUGGGUUUCGUUGGCCGCGGCGCCGCGCCAACUGCGGACUCUGUUGAUUGAUUACGUUGCCGCCGUGGUGAUUUGCAUCGAUCCCAACUGAUCUUCAUCCCCGCAGGAUCAUCCGUCAUGGACGAAGAUGAAUUGAUGUUUGGCGAAGGUGAGGUAAUAAUUCUUACUCAGCUUUUGGAAUCGAAGCCGCCACCGGGCUACCCGGAGGAGGGGAGAUUCCCGCCGCCGCAUGUCGCCGACGGCUUGGCCCAGCCAUCGGCGAUGGGCGGAAGCAUGGAUGCGGCUGCGGCGUCGGUGUUCCCGUACGGAAACGGCGACGGCGACGGCUCGGCCCUUCCACCGGCGAUGUGCAUCGGAUGCUGCCCGGGUUUGAGCAGCCGGGAGGAGGCCGCUCGCUUCGCGCCGCCCAAUGCUCCUCUGGAUUGGGUAAAGGUUGUCGGCGAGAUAUUGGAGGAAAACGCCGGCACCAUGGGGGAUAACGAUCAGUGGAGUCCGGCAGCCGGCGUCGCGCAGCAGGAGUGGCCGGCGCCGCAGCUCCAAGUCCAACCCUCCGUGAUGGACUACGACGUGAUGCCCUGGUCGAACCAAUUCGACGCGAAUCGGAUGGGGAUGAAUCAAACAACCUUCCCGAACCAAUUCCACGCAGGCUUGCUGCAGGGGGCGAAUCAAAGGAUCAUCGACAACUCCGCGGCGGCCACCGACCAAGUCCACAUGCCGCCGUUCGGCUACUACCCACACGAACAAGUCGAGAUGGCGUUGCAGUACUACCCGCACGGCUCUGCGGAGGGCACCGGCUAUCCGCAGCAGCACAUGCUCGACAACGAGGCCAUGGAGAUGGCCGAGCUUCGCCGCGUGGCGUCGGAGUGCGGCGACGAGGCGUCCGUGGUCUGGUCGCCGGAGGAGGAUAGGGUGUUGCUCGACGGCCUUUCUCGGCUCGGAGAUCAAGAUAUCGUCUGCAUGUGCAUCGAAAUUGCGUGCUGUCUUCCGAAAAAGACUGCAAUGGAUGUUGCAAAGCGAAUUCGAUGGGUCCAGAACAAGAACAUAUCUCCUGCCCAAACAGGAGUGAUUUCAAAAGAAUCUAAAGGAAGGACGACUAGAAAGCCCCAAGCAGGAGUGGGUUCGACAGAAUCUGCAAGAAGAAAGGGUAGAAAGGGAAAAGGAAAUGAGGGUCCUAACGUGAAAAGGAAUAAAUAUGUCCCUUCAGAAAGCUUCAAGACUAUUCAGGCUCAAAUCCGAGAUAAUUCUAGGCUUAUGGACCGUAUAGAUGACAAUUUGAAAACAGGCCAGUUGAUGCAUAUUCCAAACAUUUUUAACGACGUGACGACGAACAUGGGUGCUAUAUUGACGAAAAUGAGGGAAAUGGGCAUUAGCACUGAUCAACUCAAAAUAGACGUGGAAGCUCUUGAAGAGGUCACUCAGGGUUUUCCUCCACCGAGUGCAAAUGAUGCGAUAGACUACCUGCCGAUACGUCGUGGACAUGUUUCUAACAGCAUGUGACAAAUACGCACGCAAUUAACUGUUACAAUCUAUGAUGAGCCGUGCUUUGAUCUGUGCACCUAAUUCGAGUUCUACAGAAUUUUAUGUUGAGCAUGGCCAAAGUUCAGUCAUGUCUCGAGAACAUUUUAUUGGUUCAUCAUUUACGUUUUCCUCGCUAGCCAGAACAUUUUGUCGCUUACCAUUGACAGCCUUUGUCGAUCAUUGAACUAUGCAUACUCCUUUAUUUCUAAUCUUUAAUCAAAUUUGGUCGGCCAAAACUGCCGUCCCGGAAAAUUUUGUGAAAAGGUAAUUUGAGCUUAUGCUCAAGCAAUUAUUCAAUUAGAACAGCGAAACAUUUUUUUAUAUGCUCACUUAGUCACUUGUGUUAUAGGCUAUAGCAGGUUGUGAAAAUCUAAUUGAAACACUUUUUGAAUGAUGCGACUAUUGCUUCAUGUUGGCAAAUUCAUUGCAUCAUUCUGUUUUUUUUUUGUGUCUUGUGAUUAAUGUAAAGCCUGGCCCUUCAUUGCAUAAUGAGGAAUGUUUUGUCUGAAGUUUCUGUAUCAAGUUACCUCUAGUCUUA
Molecule: messenger RNA, 2082 nt
Organism: Oryza brachyantha (malo sina)
Lineage: Eukaryota; Viridiplantae; Streptophyta; Magnoliopsida; Poales; Poaceae
Exons: 8
Coding region: 144-1523 (459 amino acids)
Source: RefSeq, a predicted model, not a curated record